AUGGACGUCCAGAUCAAACUAUCCAGGGUCCUGGCCCAAAUCCUCAAUACUGUUUAUGGCGCGGAAGGUCGAUUGGACAAACAAUUCCUCACCACCGCAAAAGAGGCUCUGAAAAUGGUUGCACGUGUCACUGAUCAAUUGGACAAUUCCUUCAGCAUUCUGGCCGAGGGCCUAAACCCAAGCAUCUCAAGGCUCUCUGCUUAUUUACACCUCUCAUAUCACCAGAGUUUUCUUCAAGGUCGGAUAGGACAGUCUGACUUGGGUAUGAUCGAAUCGAUCCGGUCAAAGAGUGUCCGGAUCUUACUGCAAAUGUGCACUGAAUCGGCCCAACAAAUGCUCACCAUUCUCUCGGCCUUACAAGACCACGGGCUCCUUGAAAGCUUUCUCCCAUUUGACCUCGAUGGCACGUUUAACUCAUCAAUCGCGCCAAUGACGGCUCAAUCUGUUGAUUCUUCUUUGGUCAAGGAUCACUCGCCAUGGACCCAACGCGCACUCACUGUUUUGGACGAGAUGAUCUCAAGAGGCAAUCUAGUUGCUAAAUUGAUCAAGACGGAGCUAGAACGGUUGCAGGACAUUCUCAACAGUUUGCCAACGAAAGCCGUGGUUCAUGCGGGUAAUGUCACUCGUUCCUCUCAUGUUCGCGGGCACGAUGGGCAACAAUCACGCCCUCUUGGUACUAGAGCAGCUUCACCUGCACUGCUUCCUCCGCCAUCUUACCUGGACUCUACGCAGGCAAUGCAGAAUGAGUUUCCCCUGGAAGAACUUAAUUGGCAUGAUGGUUUUACCGCGGAAGAGCUCGUGAAUUUCGCAGACUCAAUGGACCUCGAGGCUCUGGACUGGCUCUCUGCAGAGGGAGGGCAGUAG
Molecule: messenger RNA, 864 nt
Organism: Exophiala xenobiotica
Lineage: Eukaryota; Fungi; Ascomycota; Eurotiomycetes; Chaetothyriales; Herpotrichiellaceae
Exons: 4
Coding region: 1-864 (287 amino acids)
Source: RefSeq, a predicted model, not a curated record